AUGGAGCUAUAUACUAUUACACUUAUGUUGACAAGAUUGUUUUUACCUCAUUGUGUACCUAAAAGACUUCUUUGGAAAAACCUUGUGUGGACGCACAAACACAAUUAUUCAAUUUACCCUGAAAAUAAAGAUAUUACUAGGUUUAAUAUUGAUUUAAGAGUAUUGGAUGAUUAUCCAACACUCAAAAAUGUUGUUAUUCGCAUGAUGUUUGAAUUUCAACAUAGAUUGUGGGAAGAGAUGCAUGCAAAACAAAAAGAAUAUUUUGAAAAAAAGGAAGCUGAAAAAAUAAUUCAAGUAAAAAAGGAAACUGAAAAAAUAAUACAAGAAAAAAAGGAAACUGAAAAGAUAAUUCAAGAAAAAAAGGAAACUGAAAAAAUAAUUCAAGAAAAAAAUGAAGAUGAAAAAAUAAUUCAAGAGAAAAAGGAAGCCGAAGAAUUAAUGCUUCAAGAAAAGAAAAAGAUCAAAGAAUCUGAAUAUGAAGCUGAUAAAUUGAAAUUAUUAAAAGAAAAUGUGGACAAAGUGAAUAAUCUAAAUAUUCAAAUAGAAAAGUUAGAAAAUGAAGUUGAAAAAUAUAAAAAAUAUAAGCAACAGUGUAUAUUAGAGUUUAUUCGUGCACAAUCAUUACAGUCUUCAACUGAGAAAACAAAACCAUUGAAUAAGAUCUUGGAGCAAUUAUCUCAAGAUAAACAAUUUACUUUGUUUUUAGAGAAAGUAUGCGAGAAAAAUGAUUUUCAGUAUACUGCUGUUCAACGAUGUGCAGAAGAUUUUCAUCAAACUGUCUCAAAAUCCUUCCAAACUUAUAAUCCAUGUGUUAAAAUAAUUGAUGCACGAAGUUGGACACCAAAUGAAGUUUUAUUAUUAGGUGCCAUCUAUCACCAUUACAAAAUUCCAUUUAUAUAUCAUGAUAAUGAAAAUAACGCAUAUGCUGCAAAUAAUUUUUUUAUUGCUCCUCAGUCCUCACUUACUAAAUGGUUUGUUUGA
Messenger RNA from Rhizophagus irregularis DAOM 181602=DAOM 197198, 981 nucleotides. RefSeq lists its product as uncharacterized. NCBI's taxonomy places the organism in Eukaryota, Fungi, Glomeromycota, Glomeromycetes, Glomerales, Glomeraceae. The record is from RefSeq and is a predicted model, not a curated record.